AUGUCCCCCUCCCGUGUUAUCGUCCUACCCACCUGUUCGAUCUGCCGAGAUGACAGUGCUGAUCUCGACAUCAGUGCCACCACGUGUGGACAUGUCUUCCACACGAAGUGUAUACGCGAAUGGGAUACCCUCCAAGUAUCACAAGGCAUCGCCACGAAGUGUCCGAUCUGUAACUACAAUAUGAGAACACUGAGCUGGAUUACAUUACAAAAGCUCCAUUCACUGACUGCACGAGAAAUCCCCGAUCAACCCCUCAUCGAUCUGACAGACACAGCUCGGGUUCACUUACAAGAAACGCUUGACGUUCUGCAGGGACAAAUCAAGGCCGACAUGGCAGAACGCGUAACCAAAUCGUUUGCGGAGCUCGGAAUUGAAGAUAUUAAGCUCCAACUGAAUCGCUGGGAACGUGACGCGGAACUGCAAGCUCGCCUUGUAGAGGUUGCCAAACUGGAAAAGACAGUUGACGAGCUGAGCAAAAACAAUCAGUUGCUGAAAGAUGAGAAAGCCAAAUUAUACCAACAAUCUGUCGAAGAUCACAAGACGAUUCGAGACAGUCAAGCAUCGUUAAACCGCCUCGAGCUACAGCACGCUGAACUUGCAGUGUCCAACGCACAUUUGAAAGCCCAAUUACAAGAAACCGUCAAGGCAUUUGAUGACUUAAAACUGGCUGAUUCAGUUUACCAAAGAAGUUUGGACGCAGCAAGCAAAACGUUUGAUUCAAUAAGAAAAUGA
Puccinia triticina is the source of this 732-nucleotide messenger RNA. RefSeq lists its product as uncharacterized. Bases 1 to 732 code for a protein of 243 amino acids. The transcript is spliced from 4 exons. Lineage: Eukaryota; Fungi; Basidiomycota; Pucciniomycetes; Pucciniales; Pucciniaceae. The record is from RefSeq and is a predicted model, not a curated record.